AGAUUCGAAUCAUAUCAUCCUUUCCAGCUGGUAAAUCCAAAGAAUUUCUUCCCAAAUCUAAAUCUAUCUCCAUUUCGUUCUUCAUCUUCAGGAUGGGGCUGACGUUCACGAAGCUUUUCAGCAGGCUGUUUGCCAAGAAGGAGAUGCGUAUUCUGAUGGUGGGUCUUGAUGCUGCCGGUAAGACCACUAUCCUGUACAAGCUCAAGCUCGGCGAAAUUGUCACCACCAUCCCCACCAUCGGGUUUAAUGUUGAGACAGUGGAAUAUAAGAACAUCAGUUUCACUGUUUGGGAUGUUGGUGGUCAGGACAAGAUUCGUCCUUUGUGGAGGCACUAUUUCCAAAACACUCAAGGUCUUAUUUUCGUGGUGGAUAGCAAUGACAGGGACCGAAUAGUUGAGGCAAGGGAUGAGUUGCAUAGAAUGUUGAAUGAGGAUGAGCUGAGAGAUGCUGUUUUGCUUGUAUUUGCCAACAAACAAGAUCUCCCAAAUGCAAUGAAUGCUGCUGAAAUAACUGACAAGCUUGGUCUUCACUCUCUCCGCCAGCGCCAGUGGCUUGAGAUGGCUAAGGCUUCUGGUUGUUAUUUAGAUAAUGAAAUUCAGUCAACUCAGAAGCUGUAAUGAAACAAAUGGUUGUUAGAUAUCAUAAUGGGUUCUGAAUCAGUUCUGUGUUGGCUAAUACUAUUUAGUUGUAAACCUAACUGUUUUGUCCUUUAGCUUUUGGAAAUGAGAUUCGUACUAAUCACAAUGUGGCCUUUUCUUCAGCCCAUAUCAUAUAUCUUCAUUUUGGUUUUUUACACCAAUAUCUAGGUGUUAGCCAGCUGGCCUUUGGUA
This is a messenger RNA of Rubroshorea leprosula, 830 nucleotides long. NCBI's taxonomy places the organism in Eukaryota, Viridiplantae, Streptophyta, Magnoliopsida, Malvales, Dipterocarpaceae. The record is from the annotation of a GenBank genome assembly.